AUAUACAGAAGAUGAAAAGCCAACAGUCUCUUCUUCCUCUACAAAUUGACCGACAAACAUUUACAGAAGUUGAAAAGCCAGCAGUCUCUUCUUCCUAUAUAAACCGACGACACCGUAUGUUACUUGGCAAAAUUUGCUACUUGUUACGUCAUUGCUUUGAACAAUGGCUGAUGAAAAGAUCUGUAAAAACAAGCAACAAUAUGACAGCGAUGACGGUGACGAUGGCAACGAAGUCACCGGAAGCGAUUGCGGCCUUUCUCUGGAGAAGCUAAACAUAGGAUCAAGGAAGAAGCUUGUAAUCUUUAGUCUCAAUGGGUUUAUAGUCCACAGGGUUUCCAUCCACAACAAGACAAAAAUUCCGCGCAAUCGUACUCCUGAUGGCACAUAUGGAAGCUAUCUAGUUUUUAAGAGACCAUUUUGUGAGGAAUUCAUGCAAUUUUGUUUUGAAAGAUUUGAAGUUGGAAUAUGGAGUUCUGCCCAAGAAGAAAAAAUGUGGAUGGUGUGUUGGAUUGUAUAAUGGGAAAGCUGAGAAAACGACUGGCAUUUGUUUGGGUAAGAACUGUAAGAUAUAUAAAGCUUUACACACAUACGUAUACUAUUGAGAUCUAUAUAUAUAUAUAUAUAUAUUGGUAAAUGUCUGGUGACAAGAUUUACUAGAGAAUAAAAACAAGCCCCUGUUUUUCGAAGAACUGGACAAACUGUGGAGCUAUUUUAGUGGGAAAUAUUCAGAAUCUGAUACACUUUUCAUUGAUGAUCAACCUUAUAAGGCUCUAUUGAAUCCUGUAUGGUCAUCACAACUCUGCCUUCCUUUUUUGGUACUCCUGUUUUCUCCUUUUGCAGUCCUUUUUUUCUUUUGGAUUGAAUUUUGAAGUAGAAUCAAUUGACAGAAAUGGAAGGAAUGCAGAAGGGGAAAACGAGAGUGUGACAAUGGCUAUCCUUAAUUAUUCUAAAGUUGCUUUCUUUGUUUCAUGUCACAGCCUAACACAGGGAUCUUCUUGGGGUCAUAUAAUGCUGAGUAUGACGAGAAUUUUGAUACAUUUAUUAUUUUGGAAAUGAUUUUCGCAUGCUCAUUUUCUCCUCUUGCACUGUAUAUUUUAGCACAUGAAUUGGCGUAUUCGGAUAUCAUCUCCCUUGAUAAUUAACAUUUGAAAAUCUACACCUGCUUAACAUAG
Molecule: messenger RNA, 1172 nt
Organism: Malus domestica (apple)
Lineage: Eukaryota; Viridiplantae; Streptophyta; Magnoliopsida; Rosales; Rosaceae
Source: RefSeq, a predicted model, not a curated record